Molecule: messenger RNA, 738 nt
Organism: Morone saxatilis (striped sea-bass)
Lineage: Eukaryota; Metazoa; Chordata; Actinopteri; Moronidae
Product: integral membrane protein GPR137B-like
Exons: 2
Coding region: 310-738 (142 amino acids)
Biological process (GO): positive regulation of TORC1 signaling
Cellular component (GO): lysosomal membrane
Source: RefSeq, a predicted model, not a curated record
GAGCUUUGCAGAGAUACAAGGGGGGGACCUCUCUCUUGUUUUCUUUCUCUGUUUCUUCUUAUUUCGGACCUAGCGCUUUAUUUAAACUAGACAGUCUUUCUUCUUCCACCCAGUAUCGGAUUUAAAACCCCCCUUAGCGCAGCUUCAUUAUGCCACUUCUUUUCAAAAUAAACUGCUUUUAUCGCAAUUUUUCACCCGAAUCCCCCUCGUCUUUUUGUCAUCCACGCAGAAUUUAGCCCAGGUCUGACCCACUUUUGGUGGUUUUGCCUUUCACAUCAUCCCAUGUGUUAGUGCAAGACGUCAGUGGAGAUGUUUUCGGCAGGAGAGGAGGUUAAUUCCCAUUUGUUUACCUCACUGAAGGAGUCCCACGGAGCUGCAAUCUCCCCAACACUGGAGCUCAGUCUAACUACCAUCUACACCGUCCUCUACUCUUUCCUGUUUGUUUUCGUGUACCUGCAGCUCUGGCUCAUUUUGCACUACGGACACAAGCGCUUCAGCUACCAGAGCGUGUUUUUGUUUCUGUGUCUGCUGUGGGCAGCGCUGAGGACGACCCUCUUCUCUUUCUACUUUAAAAAUGUGGUGCAGGCCAACCAGCUGCAGCCUCUGGCCUACUGGCUGCUCUACUGCUGCCCCGUCUGCCUGCAGUUCUUCACACUCUGCCUACUGAACCUCUACUUCACACAGGUGAUGUUUAAGGCUAAAGCCAAGUAUUCCCCAGAGCUCAGCAAAUACAAGUAA